AUGAACACAGCUUUUGAAAGAAGAGUCCUGAUUGACACCGGGGAGCCGGCGAUACCUGAAUAUAUUGGCUGUUUAAAGCAGGCACUGUCAGAGUUCAACAUCUCAAUCCAAGAAAUUUUAGUGACGCACUGGCAUCGCGAUCAUACUGGUGGAGUACCUGAUGUCUGCAAAAACAUCCCUAAUGACUCUGAAUAUCGCAUCUGUAAGCUUCCCCGUGUCCCUCACCGUGAAGAAAUAAUAGAAGGAGGACAUAAAUAUUUUUAUCUUAAAGAGGGAGAUGUGGUAGAGACAGAAGGAGCCACACUCAGAGUUUUAUAUACACCUGGACACACUGAUGAUCAUAUGGCUUUACAUUUAGAAGAAGAAAAUGCUGUAUUUUCCGGUGACUGUAUUUUAGGGGAAGGCACAACAGUAAUUGAAGACCUAUAUGAUUACAUGAAAACUUUGAAAAGGUUGUUACAAAUGAAACUAGAUUUAAUAUAUCCAGGUCAUGGCCCAGUAGUGCGUGAUGCAAAUGCAAGAAUCCAAGGCUACAUUUCUCACCGAACUGCACGUGAACAGCAAAUUCUAGAUGUUUUCCAGAAGAAUGCUGGAAAAUCAUAUACAUCCGCAGAGCUUGUAAAGAUAGUAUAUAAGGAGAUCCCGGAAAAUUUACUUGCAGCAGCAGAAAAUAACCUACUAGUCCACUUGAAGAAGUUGGAAAAAGAUGGAAGAGUGUUACGUGAGGCAUCUCCCAACUUCAGGUGGAGAAACAAUUUAUAAGUUACGCAAGAUUGCUCAAGAAUAUUUUUAAUCUGCACAGUUGCUGCAUGAAGAAAUAUUAAUGAUAAGCUCAGACAACAUGUAAAAUAAAAACUAAUUCUUCUUGCUUUUU
This is a messenger RNA of Opisthocomus hoazin, 874 nucleotides long. NCBI's taxonomy places the organism in Eukaryota, Metazoa, Chordata, Aves, Opisthocomiformes, Opisthocomidae. The record is from RefSeq and is a predicted model, not a curated record.